UCACGAGUUCACGCGUCACGUAAACAGGUACAUAUUUGUUUUCCUGCCUUCUCUUUUCGUGGAUCGAGCGCGAGAGAGCGCGAUCGGACGGAAAAAGAAAUGCAGACGUGCCGCGAACGAGAAAAGCGCGCGUCGAACGAAGCGCAUUAAAGGGAAAAAAUUGUAUUUUGAAGAUUUUGCACAUUAAAGUAUUUGUUAACGAAAGAAAAAGGGUCUCUCUUUCAUACCUAGGGAGAUAUUUUUUUUUCGCUGUAAAAUUGCGACCGAGAGACCAUCGUUCGCAAAUCUACUCCGAUUGAAUUCCAAUUAGCUUGAUCAGCGAUUAAUUUGAUCGGCGAAACAUACGAGCAAAUUGCGUGUUUGCAAAAUGUGUUGAAAUUCUUUUUCGUUUACUUUCAAUCUAAAAGGAGAACAAGAGAUUGAACCAAUUCCGAUAAAUUAUACAGAAAUCUUGCUGCUGAUCAGAUCUUUGCUAGAUAUUUGCUUAAUUUUUACUAUUAAUUAACUUAAUCACAGUUUAAUUUAUAUCUAGUCUCUAUUUUUUUUCUAAUUCUUAGAACUAAAUUCUUCAACUAAUUUAUUUCCACGAUGUAACUUAAUUUCAAUUUCAAGAUAAAAGGCAAGGAGGAGUAUUCCGCUUUAGAACUUCAAAGUCAACUCUUUCCCGCAUUUUUUUAAGUUCAGGAACAGGUUUUUAAACAAUGUCCGCGCUAACAUCACAGGAAAAUAAUGUUAUUACUUGUAUGAAAAAUUAAACUUCAAAGUCGUUCUAAAAACUAGGAAAAACAAGUAAGUUGAGACCAAAUUCGAUAUAAGUCAACUAGAAAGAUAAAGAUUUUCAUCUAAAAUUUAAAUUUCGUGGACCGUUCGGUGGUCCGGAAGUUCCGGUCCUCCCUCUCGGCGCUUCGCGCGUCCACCGCGCGACAGCGGCGCUGCGUCGCGCACACAACGCGUCGUGACAUACUCCGUUCAUAUACGUGCACACGCAUACCGCAUACGCGAUCGCAGCUGCGAUACGGGUUUGAAUCUCGCCUGCGAGAGAGUGCCGCGUGCCGCGCUGCGAAGCUCGCGAACGGACGACGACGACGACGACGACGACGUUGACGACAGUGUUGGACAUUAUCAUUGACGGCGACGACGGCGACGGCGGCGUUACGUUCCGACAGAACAAUCGUGCGACUUCCCAAUGCGUGCGACGCGCGCGUGCUGAGGACGUCCGCGUCGCUCGACACAACCUGUGCGGUGCAAAUUCCCCCGCGACACUUUAUGUCCAGGUGACCCCCCUCGCGGCCACGACUUUCUCCAACCUGGUUGCAACGGCCCCGGGAUACGAAGAAGCGCGAUUCGCUACAUCGUUCCCGUCUCCGUUGCCGCUGACGACGACGUCGUGAGAGUGGGCCUUCGCCGAAAGCAGUUGCUCUUUUUGAGACGGAAUGGGUAGCAGCGGCCAGCUCUACAGUCUGUCCUGGGGUGAGUUCGGCUCCUCUCUGGCUUCUGCGGUACAGCUGCUGAGAGGAGAGGGUGAUCUAGUGGAUGUCACCUUGGCCGCUGGUGGACGUAGCUUUCCCGCACACAAGAUCGUCCUCUGUGCGGCUAGUCCGUUCUUGUUGGACUUGUUAAAGAGCACGCCAUGUCAGCAUCCAGUGGUAAUGUUAGCUGGAAUUGAGGCGGCUGAUUUGGAAUCUUUGCUGGAGUUCGUGUAUCGGGGGGAAGUGAGUGUCGAGCCGGAGCAGUUGCCUUCGCUAUUGCAGGCUGGACGUUGUCUGUGCAUCCAUGGAUUAUCACCACCAACUGUCGUGACGGAGAGUGGAGAAGAAGUUCCUGUAUCUGCGAUACCAACGGCAGCGAACGAUGGAGUAUCGAGGACGACGGUCAACUCUUAUUUCCCGUUGAAACGAAGGAAAAAGAGGAGGAAGUCGUCGACAUCUUCCGGAAAGUGGCAGUGUACUACUAAUACCACUGAUAGCGAGAGCAGGCCUUUAGACGAUAACAGAACAAUGCCUUAUGAAAACAAGGAUGACGACGCGAUGGAUCAGGCCGAUGAUGCAGCGGGCAACUGCCUGGUCAGAAACUACGCGAACAACCAUCAGGGCGGCAGUCAUUCUCCGCGACUCCAAGAGUCGUCCGUCGCGGACAAUCAUCAGGCGGCGCAACAGGAUCAGGUUUCGGACGGCGAGUCGCACCUGCAUACGAUGAUGCCGAUGCAGUUCUCGCCGUUGCACAUACCACAGUUCCACAGUUCCCUCAACAUAGGCAUCUCAUCCGGUUUGGCGUUGUCUGGUUUGGCGGCCGCUCAGACAGCGUCGACCGGAGGCACGAAUCAGUUGAAGGUGCGCGGCGCCUCCGACUGCCCGGGUGUUUGUCCGCUCUGCGGCGCGACUUUGCGCCAGGCGCGGAAUCUACGUAGGCACCUGUUGUCCUCGUGCAAGUAUCGGUUCAAUAACUCCACGGCAACUACGAUGGCGACGACGAUGCACAAUUCGGACUCGAUGCACAAUUCGGACUCGGCGAUGGUAGAGAUUAAGUCUGAGAUCGAAGUGCCCGGUUACAACGAUCACUCGUCGGUGACGUAUGGGACCGACAGCGGUAGCAACGACUGCGAACAGAUAGUCUGUAAUCCUAGUAUACCCUCGCCGGCGUCGCACGAAAGUGUGAAAUCGUCACCGAGCAGCAUUCCGUCGCCGACGAUCGCCAGAUAAAUUGUACAGGGAGCAAACAUGGCAAAAAUAUUAAGACGAACGCGACUGUCCGUUUUGUAGUUAAUUUUUGUGCGGAUUUCCGUUCGGUUGUCCAUUGUGUUUUACAGUGAUGAUGCGAUUACUCGAGAUCAUGGUGUAUAAUGUGUGACGCGUUACGCGAAAAGACAGGGAGAGAGAGAAAGAGAGAGAAAGAGAGAGAAAGGAGAAAUAAAAGAUAUUUUGCAUGAACUGUAUAAUAUACAUGUAAAACAUUUGCGCGAACAGUUAUUUGUAAUUAUAUGAGCGUACGCGUUAUUUAACUAGGUAAAAGUUUGGAGUACAUUUGCGCGUUUAAUUUUAUACGAAGAAUCUUCCACGUUAGUACGUAAGAUAGAUAUCGUAGGAUUAAUCGACGCAGGCUUAAGUAUAAUGAGUAAAAAGUCGUGUCGUAAAAUUAUCAUUAUUCUUUUACCAUCGACUUACACGAUAAUCGGGGUUUCGUGUGACUGUGCAAUUCAACUUCGUCCACUGCGGUUUAUUUUACUGCCUCCUUUAAUUUUCUCCCCCCUCCCCCUUAGAAUGGUCUAAUAGCAGUACGUUUCUAAGAAUACGGGCUACGCGCUCACGAAUAUACCAUUUCACGAUGAAACAGAGAAUCUUCCAAUAGCCGCAAAGUGAAAUUAUAAUCAGCGUACAUUCCUAUUUUGCAAUGGCAAGAGCUACGCUGCGUACGUGGACUGUUGACAAUAGUACACAAAACCUAGUAUUUUAAUUGAGAAAGAAUUGAGAAAGAAAUAACGGAUAUGAUGAUGUAAUAUCCUGUUUCUUUUCUUUUUCAAUAAAGCGUAAGGUACGUGAUAUUA
This is a messenger RNA of Monomorium pharaonis (pharaoh ant), 3541 nucleotides long. Its product is annotated as transcription factor GAGA. Gene Ontology annotation, cellular component: nucleus. Gene Ontology annotation, biological process: regulation of transcription by RNA polymerase II. The transcript has 5 exons. Gene Ontology annotation, molecular function: protein binding. Bases 1434 to 2699 code for a protein of 421 amino acids. Lineage: Eukaryota; Metazoa; Arthropoda; Insecta; Hymenoptera; Formicidae. The record is from RefSeq and is a predicted model, not a curated record.